Molecule: messenger RNA, 1243 nt
Organism: Coffea eugenioides
Lineage: Eukaryota; Viridiplantae; Streptophyta; Magnoliopsida; Gentianales; Rubiaceae
Product: peptidyl-tRNA hydrolase, chloroplastic-like
Exons: 8
Coding region: 213-1046 (277 amino acids)
Biological process (GO): protein targeting to vacuole; endosomal vesicle fusion
Cellular component (GO): HOPS complex; late endosome
Molecular function (GO): peptidyl-tRNA hydrolase activity
Source: RefSeq, a predicted model, not a curated record
UUUACUCAGCCCGUCAGCCCAUACUCACCUCUGCCUCCACGGCUCCACCUCCACUUCCACUUCCAUUUUCACCUCCAUCUCCACCUCUACCACACUCUCGAUCUCUUCGACAAUUGAAGACCAGUGAAGUACCGUGGCUCUUUGGCAUUGAAGACCAAGUAAUUCUCCAAGUCUCUGCAGCAAAGAUAACCGGGGGAAUUGAAUAGUAAUAGAUGCUUAGCAGGUUGUCAAGGCACUAUUUUUGCAGCAUUUCACCUCAGCCAUGGCUCUUUGUGGGCUUGGGGAAUCCUGGUGAUAAAUUCAAGGGAACACAACAUAAUGUAGGGUUUGAAAUGAUUGAUGCAUUUGCAGAGGCAGUAGGGAUUCCAAUGGACACGGUUCACUGCAAAGCUGUAUUUGGAAAAGGUUUUGUAAAUGGCGUCCCUGUUUUCCUUGCAAAGCCCCAAACAUACAUAAAUCUCAGUGGUGAAUCUACACUUGUUGAAGUUCACACAACUGGAAAUCUGAAAUUUUCUUGCUUAAGAAAAUAUGGUAGUUUACAUUUUCCGAGUGGAAGGAUGGCAAAGCAUCAGUCAGAUAGAAUUAAGACGUUCCUUGAAGAAUUGAAUGAUUUCCCAAAAUUGCUCUGCAGUAAGCCAAUUCAGCUGACGGAUAAAGUGACAGAACAGUAUCUUGAGGAAUAUGGAAUUGUAGAUGCAGCUUCCUUCUUGCUGGAAAGGGUUGGUGAUGUUGGAAGUGCUCUUAUGCUCAUUCUUUCUGGCCUCAAUGAAAAAUUUAUUGUGCUUGAAGCUUCUAUUGGCCCAUCUGAUUCUCGUCCCAAGCACUUCAAUUCAAUUUUAAAGGAGGAGGAGGUCAAUGACAUACUUGACAUUCUGCACUCUUGUAGUGGACUAUGCCAACGGAACAGUCCGCGUUUGGAUCCUCAUGAGUCUGAGUACCUGUGGUUUCAGUUGCUUGACUCGUUUUGUUUGCCUCUAAUGGAUUCAUGUAGCAGCAAAACAAGAUCUAUACAUCAAGAAGACAUAGAAGUUCUGGAAGUUCAGUAAGAUCAUGAAGAUGACUCUGCAUAAUAAAAUGGACUUGGAGUUCGACAUAAGAUCAUGAAGUUCGACAACACAUUUUUUUGGGGACUUGGAUUUGUUUUGUAAAAUUGUCUUGACUUCUAUGUGAAAUUUAGGCCAAAUACUACUUAUCAAUCUAUUUGUAUGGUGUUAUUGAACUUGAUUAUGAUAUUCGAAUGCUU